UGCAAUGCGUUUCAAAAGGACGGCUGUGGUGGUGUUGCUCCUGUUGGGAAUCUCGAGACUGUUGGUGGCCAAAGAAAAGGUCUCAGCGGGAAAGCAGGCAAACAAAACGGGUCUGACGAGCAAAAACAAGGGAGCAGCAGCAGGUUACGCUUCGGGCGUGGAAAUCAAGCGCGAGGCCUACAUCGGCGAAUACCCCUACAUUGUUUCCGUGCAGACCAACAAUGUACACGUGGCGCCCGGAGCCAUUAUUAACAAGUUCUUCGUUUUUGUCGAGGGAUAUUUUAUAGACAUAUUGAAUCCCAAGACGUCGACCGUGGUGGCUGGAAGGGUCGACUUGGGUGUCGCGACCGGAAGUGUCCACCAUAUCACAAGACUGACGAAACACGAGAACAUUUCCUGGCCGCACAACAACGUCGGAUUGCUCCGAGUCUGCCCUCCAUUUUCGGCUAAGUACAGGGAAGUACCGCUGCCAGUGAAUAAAUAUCAGUGGCCUACGAACACCCCGGCAAACUUUUUAUUUUACAACGAGCAAGGAAAACUUGUCACAAUCGAUGCUGCAACCUUGGCUGAUAAAGAGUGUGAUGCCCUCAACUUGCCCAACAACUGGAAAGCCGAAACUGAAGUCUGCACCAUGCACAGGGAAGGGAACAGUUGUAUUUUCCCUUUCUACCCGUUGCUGGUGGCGAGAGGCCGGUUGGCCGGCGCCCAAACGUGGGGAGUGUGCGACGAGAGCAAGACGAUCAGCCUGAUGAGCGAGCAAUUCGUCGACGUCGCAAUGUACACAAGGUGGAUUAGGAAAAACUCGGCGAUCCAACACAACAAGUGCCUGCUCUGAUUGGAUUUCGCACCCGCCGCUUCUGUGUCGUAAUGAAAUAAAAAUGGUCUCACUCAGCAG
Messenger RNA from Cloeon dipterum, 895 nucleotides. RefSeq lists its product as uncharacterized. NCBI's taxonomy places the organism in Eukaryota, Metazoa, Arthropoda, Insecta, Ephemeroptera, Baetidae. Gene Ontology annotation, molecular function: serine-type endopeptidase activity. The record is from RefSeq and is a predicted model, not a curated record. The coding region runs from base 5 to 835 and encodes 276 amino acids. The transcript has 7 exons. Gene Ontology annotation, biological process: proteolysis.